AUGUGGUCCUCGCCCACAACAAGAACCUUAUAAUUCCCUUCCCAAUCAGUUUAUGCGAAUACCCACAGAAAAGAAAGAGAACUAGGAGAUCGAUCGGUAUUUGCUGGAGGUGCGGGAGAAUACAGAGAAGAGAGAACUGAAACUGAUUUUGGGUUGUCGUCUCUGAAUUUUCUUUUCUUCUGAGUGAUGGGUGAGAGCUGCCGGUGCUCCCACACUUCUCACAUCACCCAAAUCAUCAUCACCAGCUUUUUCCGCCAUAAAUCUUAGAUCGUAUGUCUGUAUGAUGGCAGCUUGAAAAUCCCUUAUCUUUUUUCAGCUGGUGGGUUUGAUAGUAGAUGGCGGCUGCCGGCGAAGGUGGUUGUGUUGGUGGUUCUCGUUCCGAUCUGUCUGUUUUUAUUACAACCAAAACUAAAAGGAGUCCCUGUCCUCCUCAGACUCUUGAUGCCUUUUUCGUUUCUGCCCCUUCUCCUUUUCUUGGCCCAAGAUCCAUGGUUAGCUUUCAAGAUGUUCGAGAGAACAGAUCCCCCAAGUCAUUUUACAGUCCGUAUGAUUUUAGGGAAAAUGGAGAUGAUGAAUGGGACGAGUAUUUUCAUCAACCGGAAAAGAAGAGGCGGCUUAGUGUAGAUCAAGUCCAGUUUCUAGAGAAAAGUUUCAAUUUGGAGAACAAGCUUGAACCCGAAAGGAAAGUCCAGCUCGCAAAGGACCUUGGCUUGCAGCCUCGUCAGAUUGCAAUUUGGUUCCAAAACCGUCGCGCAAGGUGCAAGUCGAAACAGCUUGAGAAGGAUUUUGAUGCAUUGCAAGAUAGCUAUAACAGCCUCAAGGCCGAGUAUGACAACCUUCUAAACGCGAAGGAUAAGCUAAAAGCCGAGGUUAACAACCUCACAGGGAAGCUGCUUCUGAAAGAAAAAUAUAUGGGUCAUGCAGCAGAAUCAUCUGAAUUGAAUCCCUUAUCUGAAGAGCCACCACAAAAGCCGAUUUCCGAUUUGGUUUCUGAGGGUGAAGUAUCCAAAGUUUCAAUUCCGGCCUUCACACAUGAAGAGAUUAGUUCAGCCAAAAGUGGCACAUUUGAUUCAGACAGCCCACAUUACAAUGAUGGGAUUCAUUCUUCAGUCUUGGAGACUGGUGUUACAUCAAAUGUCUUCGAACCGGAGCAGUCGGAUUUAUCGCAGGAUGAGGAAGAGAACUUUGGCAACAGCCUGUUGCCUCCUCCACACAUCUUUCCAAAGCUCGAGGACAUCGACUACUCCGACGACUCACCAGCAAAUCCAUGCAACUUUGGAUUCCCUGUUGAAGAUCAUGCUGCCUUAUGGUGCUGGUCUUACUGAGUAGUGUUUGGUAUAUAUAUAUAUAUAUAUAUAUAUCUGUACUACUGUAUUGUCGCUCUUUCGAAUAAAAUGAACCGCAUCGAUCCCAAUUCCAAAUGUGGAGUUGGGUGUUGGUUGGAAAUGGUGGUCUAUGCCUCUUGUAAUGUUGUUCUGUAUUUUUCUACUAAGAUCUUGUUUAUCUGGAUUGUUAAUAAAUAAUAAUCUCUCUUCUGUGGAAAGUUUUAUUU
Molecule: messenger RNA, 1552 nt
Organism: Tripterygium wilfordii
Lineage: Eukaryota; Viridiplantae; Streptophyta; Magnoliopsida; Celastrales; Celastraceae
Product: homeobox-leucine zipper protein HAT5-like
Exons: 3
Coding region: 336-1325 (329 amino acids)
Biological process (GO): positive regulation of DNA-templated transcription
Cellular component (GO): nucleus
Molecular function (GO): DNA-binding transcription factor activity, RNA polymerase II-specific; sequence-specific DNA binding
Source: RefSeq, a predicted model, not a curated record